GCUGAAUAGCGAGAAGAAAUUGAAGAGCUUCCACAGAUGGGGCAAUUACAAACGCAGCGUCAACAAGUGGCAUGGCAAAGAUAUGAGGGGAUGGAAAAGAAAAAAAAACGAUAUAAGCAUCAAUAAAGAGAGAAAAAAAAAAAAAAAAAUGGACACUUGUGAUUACAAAUUAAAUGCCAAUUACCCGUUCAAUGUAGACGAAGCGAGGAAAAAAAAAAAAAAAGAAAAAAAAAAUAUAGAAAUUUUCUACGAAAAUGAUUCUGAUUUGUAUUCCCCUUGCUUAGACGUGGAAGGUGCGUUGUGCGUUAUUACAGCAGGGGGGGAAAUACUCAGGUAUAAAUUGAAAAGCGAGAAAUGGAAUGGAAGAGGCAGAGACGAAUCAGCUUCGACGUCGUCAUCGAGUGAAGAGGAAGGUGAAGACGACACAGAUGAAGGUGGCAGCGAGAGCGGAGAAAAUGGUCAAAGUGAGGAAGAUGUACAGAAUGGAAGAAAAAAAACGAAUGCGCAGAACGCGCAGAACGCGCAGCGAGAAAGAUAUCAUAGCACUGACAUUGAAGCGGAAUGCUUGUGUGCGGACAACGAUUACAACUUCUACGUUUUCGACCCUAUGACCCGCGGACUGAUGGUGAUAAACAAGAAGAAAGAAAUGGAGCUGUACACGGACGAGUACGAAGACGAGCAUUUCCAAGGAGUGAACAAUUUGGUGUAUGAUAAAAAAAGGAACAUCCUAUACGUUGUCGAUUCGGGGAAUUUGAACGAAGAAAAUAAAUGUAACUUGUUUUAUGUAAAUAAAGACAUAGAAACGAUGAUGAGGAUGGAUAUCCCCAACAUGCCCUACGCACAUAACCUGUGUGUAUAUGAGAAGGGCACGACGAAUGAUAUAUACGUCUGUUUGACGAAGGAAAAUAGAAUUGUAAGAUUAAUGAGCAGAGGAAAUUCUUACAUUAAGUGCCACUUUCUACAGAUAGAUGGCUGCUACUCCCCCUUGUUCAUUUGCACAGAUAACACGAACUUUGUUGUGCUGCUCAAAGAUUUAAGUGGCUGCCAGAAAAGGGGGAAGCUCCUCGAAAUAGACUCCAACGGGGAAGUGAUCAACUCAAUUUUCACGGAUGGGUGUCAGUUUAAUGGCAUAUGCUACGACCACAGGGUGGGGAAGUAUUUCUUCAUCGAGGGGCGCGUUAUUUAUACGUAUUAAAGGGCAGUAUGUGUAGGUAAGAAAGUUGGUGUGCAGGGGUGGUAGAAUAAGCAAUCGUUGAUGAUCAUAUGGGGCAGAAAGAGGGAGCCACACAAAAAAAAAAGAAUGCCCCUUUUGCUUCACCAUUCUGCAAAUAGAUAUGCAAAAUGUGCACCCCCAUGGGGCUAGCUAAAAUUCGAUUUAGCAUCUAUUGUGAGCGCGGCGUGGACGAGCAUCGCGCGUCAUCCAUUUAUGAUCAAUUCUAUUUUUUACUCUUGUGAAAGUUUACAU
Messenger RNA from Plasmodium vivax (malaria parasite P. vivax), 1465 nucleotides. RefSeq lists its product as hypothetical. The record is from RefSeq and is a predicted model, not a curated record. The transcript is spliced from 2 exons. Lineage: Eukaryota; Apicomplexa; Aconoidasida; Haemosporida; Plasmodiidae. Bases 83 to 1195 code for a protein of 370 amino acids.